UUUCAAAGAAUAAUUUUUUUCUCCACAAAACGGAAGGGAAGCUCGUUUUGAUUUGCGUUUUUCUGACGUACUUCUAAAUUUCCGCUGACAAAGUCAUUUUAUUGCUGAAAAAGGUAGGUUUGACAAUAAACUGCUUCUGUUUUCAGGGUUGAGGCCUUUCUGCUGGUAUAAUAAAAUUAUUCCAUGUUUGAGAUUUCGCUACUCAUUUCUUUGGUGCGCAAGAGAAUCAGCCAUGGAAGACCAGGAAAUCCAUGUUCAGAAGGCGCCCAGGGACAGCUCCGAGGACAACCCGCAAAUUAAGGUUGAUGGAAAGGAGAGUAAUAUAAAUCCAGAGAUUGUCUUUGCUGUGACAAUGUUUAAGUGUUUAACGGAAUCAUCGUCUUCGUUUGACCAAAACGUGGUUCUGUGUCCAUAUUCCCUGGAGAUUGCACUAACCUCCCUUCUUCCCGGAACUAGUGACAAGCUAAGAGGUGAUCUAAUGCGGCUACUUUGUGCUAAUGGCAGAGAUUUCGAGCAGUUGAUUAAGGAAGUAGGGGAAGCCCAAGCGGAUGAAACGCUGGUAAUAUCCACAACAGGCUUUUACGACGAACGUUAUCCGCUACGUCAGUCAUUCAUCGCAGCGCUCAGUGCCGCCCUUGAAUUCAAAUGGAUACAAGCGCCCUUUGCGAGUUCACCUGCGGCAGCUUUGAAUGUAGUGAACACAUACGUAUCGCAAAAGACAAAUGGAGAGAUUUCUCACGUUCUAAACGAACUGGCGCCCACAACCACAUUGAUUAUACUGAACAUCGUUAACUUCACGGGGCCUUGGGAGAAGCAGUUCGAUACAAAAUACACCGAGCGCGGGAUAUUCCGUGGCGUCAAUGGAGUUGAACAAGCGGUACAGUUCAUGAAAAACGAACAUGCCUACAUUCGGGCUUACAAUGUCGGCUCAUAUAAAUGGGAGAGCAGUAGCGACGAUCCCAAAAUAGUUAUUUUGGAUAUCCUGGGAAGGAAAUACAGUGUAAUGCUGUUACUCCCUGCCGACGCAUCAAGUGGAACUGCACUGCUGGAAAAACAGUUAACUCCGGAAAAACUACUGAUCUGGCGACGAAAAGCCAAAGUGUCAUACUUGUGUAUGGUCGUACCAAAAUUCCGCAUUUCCUUCGACGAGGAUUUAAUCGACUGCACGAAGCUAAUGGGACUAAAAGAAUUAUACACGCCUUCCAGAACAGCGUUUUCGAAUAUGUUCGACAGCGGAGAUCCAAUUUGUGUUUCUAAACUUAAACAGCAAACAAUAUUAGAACUAGACGAAUUCGGUGUCAAAGCUUCCGCAGUGACCGGCUUGAAUACAGAAUAUUCGAGCGCCAACGAACCAGAUUUUGUGGCCAACAGACCAUUCUUAUUGAUAAUUUGGGAUGAAAUGACCAACAUCCCCAAGUUUAUAGCGCGUAUCACAAAUCCCAACGCUUAAUAGAUGACAGUUCAUUCGAAGUUGUCGGGCAACCAUUUUGGAACAACGUGUUUCCGCCGCUUUUCGAAGUGACCUGCAUUUUGCAAUUGUUUCUUUAGCGGGGCCGCUUUACAAUAAAAUAUGGACUGGACCAUAUGCGGAACGUUUCCUACAGCAGAUUGCGUGAACAGAAAAUGUGCCCAUGACUCAAAUGUGAUACGGUUAAAUGGCCGUAGUGCGAGCAAUAUUUUAACGUGGGCGAAAGUAGUUUAUGCCUGUUUUCUACUUUAUGGUGAUUCCUUCGUUGGUGUUUACCGUACGUACAGACAACAGCAGCAGUACAUGUGAAUUAUACUCAUACAAUGCAGAAUUUAAUGUCCUUUACGUUGAAAAUGACAUACUGCUAACGCAGACCGGAUUGUCUAUACAAAAUUCGACUCUUAUAAGUGUGGACUGUGGAGAGUGGUCGCGGGAAGCAUUUGAAAAGGACCAAGAAAUAUGGUCGUUUCUUGGCUUGGCUUUGUUUGAACUGAGCAGCUGUGCACUCAUUGUCAGAUCCAUUUUCGCCUCUUCGGGGUCGCGUGCCAGUUGCCAUGCUCUACUAUAUCUGUAUUAUUUACUGGAUUGAAGGUUCUGAUCCAUAAUGCAUUGUUCUCCAACCGGACUUUUCUGAAAUUGUGGACUGUGUCACUUUGGAGUGGGGGCAUGUCCUGCCCAGCUUGUUUGAUCACGAACUCGCAGUUUUACUACCCGUUCACAUUUUGGCCGAUAGUUUAGUUUCUUCAGGAUCUCCUGAUGUUUCAGCUUCUUGAAGAAUGCCGAAGCGACGCCGAUCACUCAGUCCAGAGCUUGAUGUUUAUAUUUCUCGGACCGCUCUUACUGAGGAAUUUCUGUGCGGAAUGCGUGAGCUGCAGGAGACGGGGACCUUCUGUGACGUUGUCUUGAAGGGCACUGGAGAAUCUUCCGUCGGCAUUCCCUGUCAUCGCAAUGUGCUCACCGUGCACAGCGCCUACUUUCGGGCGGCCUUCACGCAGGACUGGAAGGAAUCCACCCAGCAAGUCUAUCAGCUGCACAACAUCGACAGCCAAACAUUGAAGGAGUUGGUGGGGUUUGCCUACACGCUGGACAUCAGCCUCAACGGUGACAAUGUGGAGCGUAUCUUGAUUGCGGCGCAGUUCUUGCAAAUAACGCCCGUGGCCCGCAUGUGUUGGGACUACGUGGAGAAGCACCUGCAUCUCUCCAACUGCCUGACGGUCCACGCUCUGGCCACUAACUACCACAACCCUAAUGUGGUCGAGACAGCCCUGAGCUUCAUCCGUCGGCACUUCCUGGAAUUUGUGGAAGGUGAAGACUUUCUGCAAAUGGACGCGCAACAGCUGGUUAACGUGGUGACAUCUGAUGAACUGGACGUGCCAAGCGAGGAUCAAAUGUUCCAGGCGGUGAUGCGCUGGCUGGAAUUCGACCGGCCCGGCAGACUGCCGCAUUUGCACAUGCUACUGGGGGCUGUCCGUGUGUCCUUUCUGAGUGUCCAGUGCCAGCAAGACUACGCUUUGGCCCUGACCAGCGCGUCGAUGGCGUUGCCGCAGGGCCCGCCUGAAUCGGUCGGGGAAUUAACUGGCGGAGAGACGGAAAACAUCAUCCCACGACAGUCCUACAGUGCGGAGGAGGUGAUCCUCUGUGUGGGUGGACGUGGUCAGGAUAACCAGCCCUGCGUGGCCGCUACUGUGGACGUCUUCAGCCCGUCGAUACCGGCAGUGUGGCGGCUGAAUAAACUGCGCAAUGGGGUCUGUGGCGCCGUCGUUAUGCGUGACUCCAGUUCACUGGUAAUCUUCGUAGCUAGCGGCGUCAGGACAGUACAGCGCAACAGCCGCUACACGGACCUCUGUAACGAGUGGCGCCGGCUGGCCCCCUUGGGGAUAGCACGCUAUUCGGAAGGUUAUGCCACACUGAAUGAUCGCAUUUACGUGGCGGGCGGUUAUGGUGUUCGCGGCGCGGCGGCGCAUCCACUGACAUCCGUGGAAGUAUACGACCCGAAUGACGAUUCAUGGAGCGCGGUUGCCUCGCUGCCUGUUCGCCGUGCCUCCUUGGCGUUGGUAGCGUGUGACGGCCGACUGUAUGCCUUCGGAGGAGAAAACGGCGCGCGCCGGUGCCGUGCGGCUUUCUGUUAUGAUCCAUCGACAAACUCCUGGAGCAGACUGGCUAAUAUGCCGACCGCCCGCAGUUACUGCGUUGCUUGUCUGGCUCCCAGUGGAUUAAUUUACGUAGUCGGUGGAAUUGGACAAGGUCGGGGUCGCUGUGUGGAGGCGUACGACCGCGCAACAAAUCGGUGGAUAAGGAAAGGGGAUCUGGUCCAUCCGCGCAGUAACCCCGGAUGUGCUUGCGUGAACGGCAAGCUGUACGUUCUGGGUGGGCACCAUCACGAAGAGCUGAACAGCCAUGACAGCAUCGAAGUGUACGACGAGGACGCGGACCGCUGGGCGUUGCAUGAAUGCCGCUUGCCGCAGGCCCGAUACGCCUUUGGCUGUGUGGUGAUGAAAGUGAAGCGCGAGUGAGACGCACACGACCUGCGGCUCGUCGGUUGAAGGCAUUGCGUACCUGCUGCUCUUUCGUAGGAUAUGCGAAUAUGUCCGCGCUGGGUCUACGCGGUCGUCUGGGAGGAGAACGCGUGCAGGUUUCCUGAUUUUUUAGCCUACAUUUUGUUAAUGUACUUUUUUGUCUUGGCAGACGUAAUUGUUAGGAUUGGCUAAUGUUUUUGAAAUGUACCAUAGUUCCUUUUUUCUUUCAUAAGAAUGCUAAAUUACCGAUCAAAAACAGUUUAUCACAAUAGCAAAGUUCAUUAAACACUGC
Messenger RNA from Paramacrobiotus metropolitanus, 4276 nucleotides. Its product is annotated as kelch-like protein 12. NCBI's taxonomy places the organism in Eukaryota, Metazoa, Tardigrada, Eutardigrada, Parachela, Macrobiotidae. Gene Ontology annotation, molecular function: protein binding. The record is from RefSeq and is a predicted model, not a curated record. The transcript has 8 exons. The coding region runs from base 2245 to 3981 and encodes 578 amino acids.